Molecule: messenger RNA, 1188 nt
Organism: Colletotrichum truncatum
Lineage: Eukaryota; Fungi; Ascomycota; Sordariomycetes; Glomerellales; Glomerellaceae
Product: l-galactose dehydrogenase
Biological process (GO): dehydro-D-arabinono-1,4-lactone biosynthetic process
Cellular component (GO): cytosol
Molecular function (GO): D-arabinose 1-dehydrogenase [NAD(P)+] activity
Source: RefSeq, a predicted model, not a curated record
AUGGCCACCCCGCGCAAACCACAACCACCCCUCUCCGCCGUCCUCCCGCCUCUGGUCCUCGGCACCGCGACAUUCAACUACCAGUACGUCUCGGACCCUUCGCGCAUGCCCUCGGUCGACAUCGUCUCCCGCGCCCUCUCCCUCGGCGUAAACGCCUUCGACACAUCCCCCUACUACGGCCCCUCCGAGUCCAUCCUCGGCGACGCCCUGCGCUCCCUCUCCCCUCCCCGCGAAUCCUACUUCCUCGUCACCAAGGCAGGCCGCAUCGGCCCCUCCGAGUUCGACUACUCCCCCGCCUGGAUCCGCUCCUCCGUCCUCCGCAGCCUCGACCGCCUCAACACCCCCUACCUCGACCUCGUCUACACCCACGACGCAGAGUUCGUCUCGCCCGACGACGUCGUCGCCGCCGUCCGCGAGCUGCGCCGCCUGCGCGACGAGGAGGGCCUCAUCCGCUACGUCGGAAUCUGCGGAUACCCCGUCCCCGUCCUCUGCGACCUCGCCGAGAAGAUCCUCCGCGACACCGGCGAGCCCGUCGACGCCGUGCAGUCCUUUUCGCACUUUUGCGUGCAAAACGACUCCCUCGCCUCCGACGCCGUCCUCGCCCGCUUCAAGAACGCCGGCGUCAACAUCCUCACCAACGCGAGCAUGCUGAGCAUGGGUCUCUUGACCACCCGCGGCGUCGACGACGGGCCCAUGUCGUCCUGGCACCCGGCCCCGGGUCCCCUUCGUAAGGUGUGCAAGAGCCUCGCCGCAUACGCAGAGGCCGCGGGCGAGAAGAUGGAGGACGUCGCCCUGUACUGGGCCAUGGCGAACUGGGCCCGCGUCGGCAGCCCAUUCGGCACGGAGCUGCUGCCGCCCACGUUCACGGGCCCCGCGAGGGUCGGCGUCAGCGUCAUGGGCGUCACGUCUGUUACAGAGCUUGAGGAGACCUGGGCAGCCUUCCAGAGCGUCCUGCGAGAGUUGUCCGGCACCACCACUGAAGCCGACAAGACGGAGUACCAGGGCUCCGUGGUAAGUCGUCACGAGAAGAUCCAGCGUCUGGUGACGGAGCAAAUGCGGCCGGCGCUGGGAGAGUGGCGGAACUACAGCUGGGCCAGCCCCGGCGAGGAUUUCGUGAACCAGCCGACCCAGGCCUCCGCUGCUGCUGAAACUAAUGUCGCCUCCAUUGCUGCCGAGCCGCGCUUGUGA